This is a messenger RNA of Sapajus apella (tufted capuchin), 4119 nucleotides long. RefSeq names its product F-box and leucine rich repeat protein 13 (gene FBXL13). Gene Ontology annotation, biological process: SCF-dependent proteasomal ubiquitin-dependent protein catabolic process. Lineage: Eukaryota; Metazoa; Chordata; Mammalia; Primates; Cebidae. Bases 1124 to 3112 code for a protein of 662 amino acids. The transcript is spliced from 18 exons. The record is from RefSeq and is a predicted model, not a curated record. Gene Ontology annotation, cellular component: SCF ubiquitin ligase complex. Gene Ontology annotation, molecular function: protein binding.
GAACCCAGGAGGCGGAGGUUGCGGUGAACUGAGAUCGUGCCACUGCAUUCCAUCAUGGGUGACGGAACAAGACUCUGUCUCAAAAAAAAAUUGUAUGGGAUUUCUAAAAUUCUAAUAUGCCUGAGUAUAUGCUACCAAUCACAAUUAUAGUUAUUAUGUAAAGUUAUGGUACACCACAGAAAUAACCAAAUUUUCUUGUGUGAAACUGCUAACCCAAGUAAAACAAAACAUUAAUUAAACCCAGGAAAAUACUCUGUCAGAUUUUCAUAUUAAACCAGCCACUAAUGAAAUUGUUUAGAUAUACAAUUUGAACUCCACAGUCUAAGUCAAAUUACCUAUGAUAACCAUUAGUUAUCAGUGCUAUGAACCUAAAUUGGAGAAACGGCUGGUAUUCAAGAUGACGUAAGUCCAAUAUUAAGCAUAGACUCAUGAAGAACCAGGAAGGCUGUCUUGUCCUUCCUGAGCCUUUAAAGCUUUUGUUAUUAAAGGUUCUGCAUUCCAUGACUUAUCAUGGAAAAGAUAAAAUGAUCCAAAUUGAAUAUAUUGACAUAGUGACUUAUCAAUUGUGAAAAUGUAGUUUAAAACCAAUGUUUGGUUCCAUAUUCCUGGGAAGACAAUCAAACCUUUGUGUACAUUUGGCUAUCCAAUGGGUCAUUUAAAUAUUUAUAAAGGGAAUUCAUUUAAUCGUCAUUUUCAAUGCAUGUUUUAUGUUAUUACAAUUAUUAUGCCACAGUAUAUUUUCAGUACAUAAAGAAGGUUUUUAUGGUUCACUGAGGACAAUCAACCCCUUCACAAUCUAGAACCUGAAGACUGGAUCUUCUGAGAACAUCAGAGAAAGACUGUCCUUGUCAUCCAUACUGCAACAAAACUUUGGAACCUUGAACCUUGGGUUCAUAGUCUCACAACUGAGAAGGGUCCCUCCACACUUUUGGAACUGUACAACCAUUGGAACCCUUAAGGUAAAACUAACCAGGAGAGUUUCUCCCCAGAAGAAGAUGGCAUCCUUGAUGUGAACAGCUUUUCCCGAGAUCAUGGAUCAAGACUUCUACUAUCAUGACUCCAGAAUUGAUGAUAAAAGCAUGUAGCUUUUAUACUGGACAUUUAGUAAAGACUCAUUUUGGAUAUGGUAUUGCGGAUACAACGGAUCAUCUAUUGUCACAAGCUAACCAUUAUUCUAACAAAAUGGCGGAAUAGAGCAAGAUAUAAGAAUAAAAAGAAAGAAGAUGAGCUGAUAUCAAAACAUGAGCUUCAAUUGAAAAAAUGGAGAAAUAGGUUACUACUCAAAGGAGCUUCUGCAGGAAAAUCCAAUCUUCCUGAACAAAGUUCUUCUGAAGUCUGUCUUGUAGGUGAGACUCCAGAAUGUGACAUUUCACAGUUACCUGAAAGAGCAAUAUUGCAGAUUUUCUUCUACCUCAGUUUAAAAGAUGUUAUAAUAUGUGGUCAAGUUAAUCGUGCCUGGAUGUUGAUGACACAGCUAAGCUCACUGUGGAAUGCUAUUGAUUUUUCCACAGUGAAACAUGUGAUUCCAGAUAAAUAUAUAGUGUCUACUUUGCAAAGGUGGCGUUUAAAUGUACUGCGUUUGAAUUUUCGUGGUUGUCUUCUCCGACCCAGAACUUUCAGAUCUGCCAGCCACUGUAGGAACUUGCAAGAGUUGAAUGUCUCUGACUGCCCAACAUUCACAGAUGAAUCAAUGAGACACAUUUCUGAGGGCUGUCCAGGGGUCCUGUAUCUCAAUCUGUCUAACACAACUAUCACCAACAGGACAAUGCGACUCCUGCCGAGGCACUUCCACAACUUACAGAAUCUUAGUUUGGCUUAUUGCAGAAGGUUCACAGACAAAGGCUUACAGUACCUGAACUUGGGGAAUGGAUGCCACAAGCUCAUCUAUCUGGACCUCUCCGGCUGCACCCAGAUUUCAGUCCAAGGCUUCAGGUACAUUGCAAACAGCUGCACUGGAAUUCUUCAUCUUACCAUUAAUGACAUGCCAACUCUGACGGACAACUGUAUAAAGGCUUUAGUUGAAAAGUGCUCUCAUAUUACAUCGAUGGUUUUCACUGGUGCACCGCAUAUCUCUGAUUGUACUUUCAAAGCUCUGUCUACUUGUAAACUCAGAAAGAUCCGAUUCGAAGGAAAUAAGAGGAUUACUGAUGCAUCCUUCAAAUUUAUAGACAAGAAUUAUCCAAAUCUCAGUCACAUUUACAUGGCUGACUGCAAGGGAAUAACAGACAGCAGCCUCAGGUCACUUUCACCUUUGAAGCAAUUGACUGUGUUAAAUUUGGCAAAUUGUGUAAGAAUUGGUGAUGUGGGACUAAGGCAAUUUCUUGAUGGUCCUGCAAGUGUAAGGAUAAGAGAGCUAAAUUUAAGCAACUGUGUGCAGCUAAGCGAUGUCUCUGUUAUGAAACUAUCUGAGCGCUGCCCUAAUUUAAACUACUUGAGUUUACGAAAUUGUGAACAUUUGACCGCCCAAGGAAUUGCAUAUAUUGUAAACAUCUUUUCGUUAGUAUCAAUAGAUCUCUCUGGAACAGAUAUCUCUAAUGAGGCUUUGAAUGUACUUUCCAGACAUAAAAACUUGAAGGAACUUUCUGUAUCUGCAUGUUAUAGAAUCACUGAUGAUGGAAUUCAGGCAUUCUGCAAAAGCUCACUGAUGUUGGAACGUUUGGAUGUCUCUUAUUGCUCCCAGCUGUCAGAUAUGAUUAUCAAAGCAUUGGCCAUUUACUGCAUUAACCUCACGUCUCUCAGCAUUGCUGGCUGUCCAAAGAUUACUGACUCAGCGAUGGAGAUAUUAUCAGCAAAAUGCCAUUACCUGCACAUUUUGGAUAUCUCUGGUUGUGUCUUGCUUACUGACCAAAUCCUUGAGGACCUUCAGAUAGGCUGCAAACAACUCCGGAUCCUUAAGAUGCAAUACUGCACAAAUAUUUCCAAGAAUGCAGCUGAAAGAAUGUCAUCUAAAGUUCAGCAGCAGGAAUACAACUCUAAUGACCCUCCACAUUGGUUUGGUUAUGAUAGGGCAGGAAACCCUCUUACACAGCCUGACAACAUAACAUCAUCUAAAGGAAGCUUAGAAUUAACAGUGGAAAAGUCAACAUACAGCAGUGAAGAGGAAGUAGCGUGACUUUCAGCCUCAAGCAGGAAGAACAAAAAAUGUAGAACUCGGCAAGUUUUCUCCAUUUGUUGCAAGUAUGUGUACUAGCUGAAUCUCAAUAACAAUGUAAACAAGCAACAAACCAUCUUCUGAUUCUUAUUCCAACUAUAAAUGUUUCCAAAUACAUCAGUAGUUCUUCUGUCUAAAUAAUCAUGAUUUUUAAAAGAAGCCAAAUCAAGUACUGACUACAUAAAAUUUCUGCCUAAAUUUAAUCAAACCAAUAGUUUUGAUGAGAUUAUAAAACCUAAAGUUAUAGUUAUAUGAAACAACCCUGAGAAAUGAGACCUUUUUGACAAGAAAUUAAGAAAUUUUUCUUUAGAAUGGAAAAAGAUGGAGAUGGCCAUUAUGUCAAACUAAGAGUUUGGGCCAGGGCAAUAACUUGAAGGACCUGUGAUGUUUUAUAAAGCUUUAUAAAGAAUACAGACAUACAUUAAUAUUUUCAAAGGAAUGGGGCUUUCCUGUGGUUUCCAGAUAAUAACAAAAGAGAACUAAAUGCCACCAAUUAACUCUGGACUUAUCUCAACAUUUGACUUAGCAGUCAGGGGCAAAUUAAAUAGAAACAAGAAUAUCUGAAUAGAAAGAAUGUCCCUGCAAUGUCUCAGAAAGAUAUCUCUUUAAUCAAAUUUGAACCAUGGAGGAAUUCUUAAAACUAUGCUAUGCCAAAAAAGAUGCUCCCUCAAUUUUAUGCUAGUAAGGGUUAUUAAUUGCAUAUCUACAUAUUAAAUUUUACUAAGCUUUAAUCUGUGGGUUUUUACUAUUAGUUGAUAUUAUAUAACACUGAUGUUGACACAGUCCAGGAGAAAGCACAACUCUGUUUUGACUGCCACAAACAAGCUGUGUCAGUAAUAGCAGAUCAGUCUUAACCUUUCUGUUUCCUCAAUUACUUAUCUCUCACAUGGAUUUAAUUAUCUUUUUGUUUCCCACAAAUUUCAAAUAAGGAUUAAAAACUUAAGAUAAAGCAUUAUUAUUUUGAAAAG